Closterium sp. Naga37s-1 is the source of this 2266-nucleotide messenger RNA. Lineage: Eukaryota; Viridiplantae; Streptophyta; Zygnematophyceae; Desmidiales; Closteriaceae. The record is from the annotation of a GenBank genome assembly.
GUCACUGCCUCCUCUGCCACAGUCCCUUGCCCCUCCUUGCCUUCCCUGUGUCGAGGGGCGGCAGCGCGCUGCCCCCCACUCCUCUGAGUUCCCCCCGAUGGAGGCUCCUCUGCAGACCCUUCACAUGGACGUGUGGGGCCCAGCCCGCGUCCGUGGACAGGGCGGAGAGCACUACUUUCUGCUGCUAGAGAGGCGCUUUCAUACGGACCUUCCCGUCCUGCGACUGCACUCUGACAGAGGUGGUGAGUUUUCCUCCGGCCUCUUGAGGGCCUUCUGUCAGGGGGAGGGGAUUAAGCAGACGUUCACGUUUCCGGCCUCUCCGCAGCAAAAUGGGGUUGCUGAGCGCCGCAUUGGCUCAGUCAUGGAGGUCGCUCGUACCUCCUUGAUCCAUGCGGCUGCCCCCCAUUUUCUGUGGCCGUUUGCGGUCCGGUACGCCGCGCAUCAGCUCAACCUCUGGCCCCGUGUCUCCGUUCCGGAGACCUCGCCGACACUGCGUUGGACGGGAGAGGUUGGCGAUGCGUCCGACUUCCUGGUCUGGGGAUCUCGUGCCUUUGUCCGCGAUACGUCCGCGGACAAGCUCUCCUCCCGUGCCGUUCCCUACGUCUUCCUUGGCUUCCCCCCUGACACGCCUGGUUGGCAGUUUUACCACCCCACCUCGCGCCGUGUUCUGUCCUCUCAGGACGUCACGUUUGACGAGUCAGUCCCCUUUUACCGUCUCUUCCCCUACCGCACUACCCCGCUCCCCCCUCCGCCGCUCUUCCUCACGCCAGGUGCUGCUUCGGUAGACCCCCUGCCUCCCCAGGGUCCUGCUCCCUCAGGUGUGUCCCAGGUAGACCCAGUCGAGCCUGUCGAGGUAGCUGUCGACUCUGGUCCUGCGCGAGGUACUGAGCCUGAGCGUGCUGCGCCUAGGGGUGCUGAGACUGGGGGUGCUGAGCCUGAGGGUGCGGGGCCUGGGGGUGUGGGGCCUGGGGGUGCGGAGCCUGGGGGUGCUGAGCCUGGGGGUGCUAAGCCUGGAGGUCCUGAGCCUGGGGGUACUGCGCCUGGGGGCGCUCUCUCGUCCCAGCAGCUGCGUGAGUGGUACUCUCAGCACUGUCGCCGCAGACGUGGUGCUGUGGGAGCUGGGGGUGCUACUGGAGCUGGAGCUGAGGGCGCUGGAGCUACUGGUGCUGGUGUGGCUGCCGACCCUGGGGUUGGCACUGGAGGUGCUGGCGUCACUGGUCCUGGAGGUGCUCGUACUGGAGGUGCUGAAGCUGCUGGGACUGGAGGUGCUGCUGGAGCCGCUGGAGGUGCUGGGGCUAGUGGUACUGCAGGGGCUGGAGCUGGAGGCGCUGCCGCUCGUCCUACUGGAGGUGGUGGAGCUGACGGUGCUGCUGGUGCGGGUGCUCCUGGGGGUCCUGGAGUUGGCGCUGCUAGAGCUCAUGGAGGUGCUGCAGGAGUUGGAGCCGCCGCUGGGGGUGCUGGUGCUGUCUCUGCUGGUUCUGGGGGCGCUGCGCGGCCGCAGCCGUACUUCGUUCCGCUCCUUCAGCAGGUUCUUGGUCUCCCGCCUUCUACUGGUCCUGCCCCCUCCUUAGAGUGUCCACCGCCUGUCCAGUCGCAGUCACCGUUACAGCCUGCGUCCCCGCUGCCUGCUCCUUCUCCUUACACUGGUCCGACCGGAGGUCUUACUGAGCGUCGUGAGCCUGAGUCCCGUCCUGCGUCGCCUGUUCGUGCUGCUCGCACUGGUCGUCGUGUUCCGCGUCAGCGUCCUCCUGCAGUCCCAGGCACGCACCAGAUGGCACUUCAUCCUUCCACUGCUCCACAGCGUGUCCCUCUACCGUCUCCUCCUGCGUCCUCUCUUCCUGCCCUUGCUGACCCGGAGUCUGACUCCCUUCGUGCUACUAGUCCUACUGUCACGCGUCUCCUGGCCACCGCUGUCACUGACCCUUCCUUUGAGUCCGCUGCUGCGUCUGCCUUAGUUGCUGAGCUUGUCGACUUUGCUGCUCGCUGUCGUCUAGACUACGCCGCGAGUCUGGUUGCUGGGUCUGAGUCUGUCUGUCCUCCAUCCGUCGGGGGUGAGUGUGCUCUUGGCACGGACGUCCUUGAGGACAGGCAGGAGGACUUUGAGUGCUUUGCAGCCGCUUUACCUCAUCUCGUGUCCAUGCUGAUUGCACCUGAGGGAGACCCGGAUGCACCAGACAUCCCGACCCCGCGCUCUUACGCAGAGGCGAUAGAGGGUCCCAACUCCUCUCAGUGGCAGUCAGCCAUGGACGCAGAGAUGGCAUCCUAG